UCGCGCCGAUAACCUCUUUUUGAGCAGGCAGGGCGAACACUCGCUGGCGCGCGACAGCUGUGGGUUCAGCGUAACUUUAGUUUGGAUCAGUAUUUUUGGACGCCGUAAGUUUGGAGGAGGCGGGCGCGAGCGAGCCAAAGAGCGCGCACUCCGCGCGAGCUCGCGUUCCUGCUGGGUUUUCAAAAUCUACUGCGCCGUCUAACUAGACAGCAUACCUAGUCAUCGCUGUUCGUCCCGAGGCGGCUGAAAACGACCGAAGUCACGGCCAACAAAAAAAAAAAAUCUGCACGUGCCCGCAACGUAGGCGGCUCGCACUGGGUUUUAAGUCGCGCCGUCUUUCGGCUCCGAUCGGCGGGGAAGGAAAUUUCCCGGGAUUCCCGUAAAAACGUAUUUCGGUGUAGCCUUUGGUGGUUGCUUUUGUUAAAAAAUGUAAAUGUAACGCAUCUUUGACGCUCGCUGCGAUUUAAAUGGAUGCAUGGUCACAUCGCAAAUGUAAAAUGUGGAGGCGGUGACAGUUUUCUUAUGAGCUGCCCGUUCGUUCAAAUCACCUCAAUGCUACUCCGUUCAACAUCACGCUUGUUUCUGAGGGAGCAGGCACUAUUCAGCUUGAAGGCACACGUCUUCCAGAUCGACCCGGCCACUAAACGAAACUGGAUUCCCGCCAGCAAGCACGCCGUCACUGUCUCCUUCUUCUACGAUGCCGGCAGGAGCGUGUAUCGCAUCAUCAGCGUAGGGGGCACUAAGGCGAUCAUCAACAGCACCAUUACUCCUAAUAUGACCUUCACGAAGACGUCACAGAAGUUCGGCCAGUGGGCGGACAGCAGGGCCAACACGGUGUAUGGCCUCGGGUUCGCCACGGAGCAGCAGCUGCAGCAGUUCUCGGAGCAGUUUAAAGAGUUUAAGGAGGCUGCGCGGCUCAUCCGAGACAAAUCACAGGAGAAGUUUGAGUUGCUGAGUCCAGGCCUAAACAUCUCUUCUCCACAGGUGCUGUGCGAGGACCGUCACUCUCCCCCGUUGCUCGGCGUCAACGGCUCCAGCGAGGACAAGCUGUAUCGCAGCAAGAGCGCUGAUAUGGAGGAGUCCACGGAGAAAGAACAGAUGAGGAAGAUGCUCUCUGAAGGGUCGAUUUGCGAGAGGAACUCGGACGGCGAGCUGUUUUCUCUUCGGGACAGCAACGCUAAGCUGGUGUCCGCUCUUCAUGAAGCUAACAGCAACAUCGAUCAAUGGAAAAAACAGUUAGUGGAGUAUCAGGAGGAAACCGAUCGCCUACGAGAUCAGGUUGCAGAGCUGGAGGCUCAGAGCGGGGUUUCUGUCUCCAGCGAGACGGCCAGCGAGGAGCUCACACAGACUGUGGCGGAGAUGGAGGCUCUCAUCAGAGCUAAAGAUGAGGAAAUCAGCAUUCUACGGGGCAAGAAACCAGACGUAAAUGAGCUGGAGAAAGAAAGAGAAGAAGCCUCUCAGAAGAUACAGGAUCUGGAAGAGAAGAACUCGGAGCUGGAGAAACGCGUGCAAACAGCAGAGGGCGCUCUGGCUUCGUCCCAGGACGCUCGGAGCAGGGCAGAGAAUGCGGUCCAGAAGGUCAUCGACACUUUAGACGUCAAGAUCUACGACCUGAGCGACCUGCGACAGAACCUCGCCAAGCUCCUGGAGAAAUGACCGCCGCGCUCAGACAAUGAGGUAGACGGGAUCUCCGGAGGCGUCGUUGCUGCACGACUGAACGGUUCCUCGUGGUAAUAACUAAAGAGGUGAUAACUAGCAUGACGAUGUUUGAAUAUAGGACCCAUUCAUUCCACAUUUGCUUCCUGAGAGCCAUGCCGCACAGAACUGGGCCUGUUUGCUUGCAAUAGUCACGAGGAAAAUCACAAACGGACUAGAUUGGUACCCGUUUAUUGGUACUAGAUAUCAAUAUAGUUGAAAUCGUUGUUAAGCUCUGUCAUUUGGUUGCGACUAGUUUCCUUAUUAGACCAAGGCUUCGAAACAGACGGUCCUGUAGAUGUAAGCUACCGUUCGAUGUAUGCGUCAGUAUUGUUGUUAGAUACGCGGUUAGAGGCGAAAAAUGAAAAUGUCUCGCUCUUUUACGGACACCAGCCCGUCUCUGUUAGGACGUCGAGCCACUCGCCGGCUUCCGGUUUCUCGUAGGUCCGCUUAAUGUAGGGCUUUUGCGAUCGACAGCCAGAGAAACGGGGGAAUCUAAGCACAUGGCACUAACAAACGUGACUUGAUGGUUUUCCGUGUAUUCGUUUGAACUGGUCUGAAUGCGUCUAAUGCGGUUCUGCCAGGUUUUGAAGAGCGCUUCGAUUUUUAAUUUCCACUUUCUAUAUUCCAUUAGAUCGAAACAGCACUUCAAAAUGCAACAACCCUUUAGGAAAAACACUUUUUAUAGACCACUGUCUCAGCAUGCAUCUUUAUACCGAGUGUUGUAGUGCAUAUAUAUAUUCGUCCUCUUUUUACAAACGUCUACUUUAACAGUUGCUUUCAUUUUAGCUUGCCCCGUAACCUCAAAGACAUUUGCACAUAUGCUAUUUUUCUAUUGCGUGCCUGUUGUUGCCUGUGGUUUUAUAUGAAUUCCCAAUAAAAGUAUUUGCUUUGUG
This is a messenger RNA of Puntigrus tetrazona (Sumatra barb), 2591 nucleotides long. It is a transcript of the gene homer3b, whose product is annotated as homer scaffold protein 3b. Bases 472 to 1656 code for a protein of 394 amino acids. NCBI's taxonomy places the organism in Eukaryota, Metazoa, Chordata, Actinopteri, Cypriniformes, Cyprinidae. Gene Ontology annotation, biological process: regulation of store-operated calcium entry; G protein-coupled glutamate receptor signaling pathway. Gene Ontology annotation, molecular function: G protein-coupled glutamate receptor binding. The record is from RefSeq and is a predicted model, not a curated record. The transcript has 9 exons. Gene Ontology annotation, cellular component: dendrite; plasma membrane; postsynaptic density.